This is a messenger RNA of Plasmodium yoelii, 912 nucleotides long. RefSeq names its product PIR protein. Lineage: Eukaryota; Apicomplexa; Aconoidasida; Haemosporida; Plasmodiidae. The record is from RefSeq and is a predicted model, not a curated record. The coding region runs from base 1 to 912 and encodes 303 amino acids. The transcript is spliced from 3 exons.
AUGAAUAAGCAAGUGUGUGAAAAGUUCGAAAAUCUAUGGGAUAAAUUUCCUGAUAAAUUGGAUAAAGGAAAAUAUGUAUUUAAAGAAAAUAAUUUUUUAGAUAGUUAUUGUGAUGGUAAGGGUUGUGAUACUGAUCUCGAAAAAAUUAAUGGUGGAUGUUUAUAUCUUUUUAAUCAAAUAUUUGGGACUUCUGAAUUGUUUAAGUCUGUUGCAAAUAAUAACAUCAAUAUUGUUGAGUACAUUAUGAUAUGGUUAACUUAUAUGUUAAACUUAAAACCAAAAGGAACUAUAACCAAUCUACAAUUUUUUUAUAAUACAACUAUAGAUAAUGAUAGAUAUCAAAAGAUUAUAACUGAUGUUACAGAGUAUAGCAAUUAUAAGUAUCUUAUAGAUCAAAAAAAAUAUAUUUUGAAUAUGAAUAGUAAUAUUAUAUCUAAUUUUUAUGAAGCAUUUAAAUUAUUAUGUGAAAUGUAUGCUGAAUUUUAUGAUAAUGCACCAUAUUGCGCAAAAAGUUCGGAAAAUGCUAAUAAAUUUGUUAAAAAAUAUAGAGAAAUGAGUGAAAAUUCUGAUAUUACUAGUAAUGAUUCCUAUAAACAACUAUUGUCUACUUUAUCAAAAGAUUAUGAUAAUUUUAAGAAUAAAUAUAAUAAUAAUCAAUGUUUCAAAUCUUCACCUCUUCCAACGAUAGAAACAACAGAAAAUUCUGCACACAAAAUUGUACAAAGUUCUGAAGAUACAUUAUCAAGUUCAUCGGUAACAAACAAAUUAUUUACAGUUUUAUCGAUAUUUGGUGUAAUAGCAUUUCUUUUAGGAAUUUCUUACAAGUAUUCGUUAUUUGGAUUUCAGAAACGAUUUCAAAAACAAAAAUUAAGAGAAAAAAUAAAAAAUAUAAAGAAGAAAAUAAAUCAUUAA